CUUUCUUCUCAAUCCCUAGCCCCUUUCUCUCAGAAACUCCCUCGUCGUCGACGCCGUCGCAGCACCGCGACUCCGACGCCAAUCUCCGCCGUCGUUCAAUCCUCUCCCUCCGUCGCCAAGGAGUACAGAGAAAUGGUGUCCGAGUUAAUCAACGCGAACCCUAUCAUAUACGAGAAGAAACAGCGUCGUGCUCGCACUGCUCCGUCUGCUUGCGAUGACGACUGUGCUCUCGAAUCAAUCGAUGAACUGGAGGUUUUUGAUCAUAUAAGAGAUAUCAAGGAUCCUGAGCAUCCAUACUCCUUGGAAGAGCUCAAGGUGAUCACAGAGGAAGCAAUUGAGCUCGAUGAUCAACGUAGUUAUGUUAGGGUUACAUUUACUCCAACGGUGGAACAUUGCAGUAUGGCGACGAUUAUAGGUCUUUGCAUACGGGUCAAGCUCAUGAGAAGCUUGCCUUCCCGGUACAAGGUGGACAUCAGGCUAGCUCCUGGAUCUCAUGCAACUGAAGCUGCAGUUAACAAACAACUAAAUGAUAAAGAGCGUGUGGCUGCUGCACUGGAAAACCCAGGCCUUGUGAGCAUGGUUGAUGAAUGCCUUGCUCCAUCUUAUGAUUGAAGGAGCUCUUUUCCUUCCAGUGCAACAAGACUGACUGGACUGGGAAAGGUUGAAACAAAAGGUGAGGACCAUGGAAUAUUUUGGAGGAUGGAAGUUGGAACCAAAUAGACGAGAACAUGGUUUUAUGUUGCGUUGAAGUAUAGAUAUUUGAAGUUUUAAAAUUAUUUGAUAGGUUUGUUCUGACUCUUCUCUGGACCCCAGUGGCAGUUUGGCAGAGCUCUACAAGCACCCUGUUGCACUUUUAUUUUUGUUCAAUAGUAAUAUGUUAAUUUCAAUCCCAA
Molecule: messenger RNA, 893 nt
Organism: Lotus japonicus
Lineage: Eukaryota; Viridiplantae; Streptophyta; Magnoliopsida; Fabales; Fabaceae
Product: protein AE7
Exons: 6
Coding region: 133-612 (159 amino acids)
Biological process (GO): iron-sulfur cluster assembly
Source: RefSeq, a predicted model, not a curated record